UUUGUGUUUCAGUUGGUUGCUGUAUGUUGUUUCUUUCAUCUUAAUGUACUUUAAAUACUAAGAAAAAAAAAGAAAAUAGAGCUUUUCGUACUUUUUUAUAAGUAUUAUUCACACAAAACCACAAAACAGUAAACAGUCAAAUUAUAAAGAAUAUAAUUGAAGGUCAGUCGCAUUAAUUAAAAUUCAAAACAGUGACGACAUCGCUAUUUUUGUUUACAAAACCCGUAUUUCACAAGCGUUUGAAAGAAUGUCGGACCUAUCCUACCUUGAUACGAUCUCAAACAAGGAGCUGCAUGAUAAAUGCUUGCAAUAUGGCCUGCCCAAUAUACCGGUCACCGAUUCAAGUCGCCAAGUGAUUCUGCGUCGACUACGCGCCACCAUUUUAGGCGUUCCCUUGAAUAAAAGCAAAAAUGCAACUUCAGCGGCAAAGAAGACACCUAGACGUGAAACAAUUCACAGCAGUAAGGCGACACCGUCCACUGAGAUGAAUGCGAACAAUAAUCGUGUUGCAGGUAAAAGUCCAAGUCGCAACAACAACAACAAUACUCGCCGCACAAUUGCUGCAGCUGCGCCUGACAUUUAUUAUCCGCUGGAGAACUCGUCAGUCCGUUCUAUGCAAACAACAACAACAGUCUCGGAUGUCGGAUCACAGUCUGAGGAUGAUGAUUAUUGCAUGAACAAAUCGCCAAGCUUCAAAUAUUCGAAUGCCGGACAACGGGAAGAUGAACGUCAGCGUCGUUCAGUUUCGUUGACCAAAUCUGGAGUGUUGACCACGUCGUAUACGCGUGAGGUGAAUCAGCCACACUAUGAAGAUAAAGAUGAUCAGCCGCAAAGCCAUACCUACCAGCGUCCACAUGUUGCACCUUCACAUGCGCUGCCCAGCUAUGAGCCUCGUGUUGAACGCACCUAUAGCUCGGGUUUACCUAGACAGCAUUUGACACAAUCUCUGUUGAACUCGACUAGUUAUUACGAGGACACUCCGGACUACAAUGAGCAGCCAAUACCGCAACGCAGCACAUACAAUGGAUCUGCGGCACCAUUCAAUACGGGAAGUGCACCUAAUGCAACAAUCAGACAGCGUCAGACCAUUGGAGACAGUGGAUUUGCAAGAGGACGCCUUAUCCAACCCACGUAUCAGGCAAAUACACUGUACCCCCAGCUGAACGAGUUCUAUGAUCAACGCACAAAUAAUGAUGAGCCAAUGGAUUUGGAUACGGACAGUGAGCCUGAAGCUGAUAUUCAUCAGCAGCAGCAGCGAUCUUAUGGCAACACCGUCGAGUCGCCCUACUUGAGCACAUUUUCUCGGCAGCUAAAUGCAGGAAAACGCUCAUCACCGUUGUCCAGACCACAGCCACGUCAGACCCUAGCGAAGGCCGACCAAGACUCGCCCAGGGAACAAUUUCGUCUAAUGCUUCGGACUUUGGAUCAGAAAUAUCAUCUCAAGUUUUACUUCUUUCUAAUGAUUGCUGUUGUGCUUACUACAUUGGUUUAUGUCGUUUUGACACCCUGAAUCUGAACGCUUCUUUGACUUAGUAAAUUUGUAUGUAAGCAUCUUAUAUACGAACGUUUGUUACCAGGCUUAUUAAUAUAAUGAAUAAUUGUAACGAUUAUAUUUCAUAAAUAAAAUUCAAGAAAA
Drosophila innubila is the source of this 1636-nucleotide messenger RNA. Its product is annotated as LEM domain-containing protein Bocksbeutel. The coding region runs from base 248 to 1510 and encodes 420 amino acids. Lineage: Eukaryota; Metazoa; Arthropoda; Insecta; Diptera; Drosophilidae. The transcript has a single exon. The record is from RefSeq and is a predicted model, not a curated record.